UGUUGGUAUGGCGCACCUUGCUUGGCGGGAACCUGAGGCUUUUUUGAUUCGUAGCAUUCUUGACAUCGCCGUCUUAAUUGCUCGUUUGUUUUGCCGUAAGAUCCGAUAUUGCGCUAUUUAUUGAUUCUUAUCGCGUCCAACUGUCGACCAUGCGUUUUCAUUUUCUCGAAACCAAGGAAUACCCACGUGUGUCACUAGUGUAAAUAACAUGAGAUCUGCCAAGGCAAAAGCAGCUGCUGCGUUGAAGAGCAGCCGAGAUGAGGACUCUUCGUCAGACGUAGCACAAGAAACACCUGUCGCGAAGGGGAGGAAGAGAAGUACCGCAACUCCUCGUGAGAGCCCUCGCAAGCGCACGCCUUCCAGUGCACCAGCCAAAAAGAAAGCAAAGGUGCAAAGCAAGCGGGUGUCGGAAGAAGAGUUGUCCAGCGAUGGUGAUAAGGAGAACGAGUCGGAUGAAGAAUACAUGACCGAGGAGGAGGAAGGGGCAGAGGCAGACCCUGCAGACGUGCCGGUCAAUCCAAAACGUGCCGCGUGCGGCAUGCCCGACUGUAAAUUUGAGGGCAAUGCCGCAGACUUCAUCGCACACUACAAGAAGCAGCACAAGGGAUUCAAGGUGGCAAAGUGCCCGAAGUGCAAGGAGAAGUUCAAAAUGUUGGCACCACUCGUCUGCCACGUUUACAGAGGGUGUUACAUCCGAGAAGACGGCGAUGGGCAGGACACAAACAAUGACAAGGAGGGUGGCAAGGAAGAGGAACAAAAGGGUGAUGAGGGGGAAGAGGGAGAAGAACAAGAUGAUGUUGAUGAUGGAGAUGAUGAUGAUGAAGAAGAAUAGGAUGCAGCAACAAAAGCUGUGCUGUGGUGCCCAGCAGUGAACCACCAGAUCCUGCGACAUAUUUGUGUUGUGUCGUCCAGCCUUGUAUAGCCAGGAUGCUUGAUCACGAUGUGCAGACAUUCAUGGUGGACCACAUUUAAAGUGAUUCACGUUGCUAAUGCCACUGUCGCACGGGCAGUCUUCAGCAGUGACCGCCGUGGAAGGCUGCCCGUGUGACAGGGCAGUAACUCAGUUGCCAUAUAAAUACUCCCAUGCUCUUGUACUCACGCUAUAUGUGUUGCAUGCAUUUUGCUCACAUGCAUGCACGCAAGAAAGUGAAUUUUUUAAUGAUGUUUGCUCUUAGAUGGAAAGUAAAUAUUUUUUAAAGUGAA
This is a messenger RNA of Ornithodoros turicata, 1203 nucleotides long. RefSeq names its product nucleolin-like. Lineage: Eukaryota; Metazoa; Arthropoda; Arachnida; Ixodida; Argasidae. The transcript has 4 exons. The coding region runs from base 209 to 832 and encodes 207 amino acids. The record is from RefSeq and is a predicted model, not a curated record.